Molecule: messenger RNA, 1030 nt
Organism: Linum trigynum
Lineage: Eukaryota; Viridiplantae; Streptophyta; Magnoliopsida; Malpighiales; Linaceae
Source: the annotation of a GenBank genome assembly
CCCCAACUACUAUAUCUACAUGGAGAUGGAAGCAAGCCAUCCCCUUUUGCCCCACUCUACCUCUCAAAAAAAUCCCUCCCAACUUCCACCAUCAUAUCACAUAAACGUUGCUCUUUUCCCCCCAUAUCUUCACGAGAAACAAAAGGAGAUGUCUCUAGUCACAGAAGAGAUCAGGGCUAAAGCCACGGAGGUCUACAAUGGCGACGAGAUCUGCCAGGCCAAAUCCAAGGAGCUCCUCAAGGAGAUCCAGCUCCCCAAUGGGCUGCUGCCACUUCACGACAUCGUGGAAUGUGGGAUCAACAGGGAGACAGGGUUCGUCUGGCUGAAGCAGAAGAAGAGCGUCACUCACAAGUUCGACAAAAUUGGGAAACUUGUGACAUAUGCGCCAGAGGUGACUGCAGUGGUUGAAAAGGGGAAGAUCAAGAAGCUGACAGGUGUGAAGACGAAAGAGCUUCUGCUUUGGGUUUCCCUCUGCGAUAUCUAUACCGAUGAGCCGCCUACUGGGAAAGUUACGUUCAAGUCCCCAACUGGGCUGUACAGGUCUUUCCCUACUGCUGUGUUCGAGGUUGAGGAACCUGCUGCUAAGGAGGAAACUACUGCUGCUCCAGCGGAAGCUGUUGUAGUGAAGGAAGCUUAAAGUUCGCGUCUUUGUUCAGUGGAGAAGCUUUGAGAAAGAACCAUAUAGCCAUGAGGUGAUUAAGAGAAGUGUGGUUCUGUUUAGCAGCAUGUCAAAAAAUUCCCAGUUUCGUGUUGUCGUUUUAGCUUCUUGCUGUUGUUUUCUCUGUACUUUACUUGCUUUCAUCACGUUGAUAAUAAAAUUGCAUCUGUUCUACAAAAAGUUUGAUUCUUUCUGGGUUUCUGGCAUCUGGACACAAGUGAAGUACACCAAGAAUCAAUGAAAGGGUUAUUGGUCUGCGCAACGAUUCAGUCUGCAUCAUAUCGGAUUAAAUGGAUUCGGUUCUCAAAUUUCUGAGGCUUUUUGGGUUUCAAUUCCAUAAAGUACCAAGCCGAAUGAAAAGAAGAUAAAAUG